AUGUUGUUGAUAUCGCUCCUUCUGCUGGCUUUGCAGCCACUGCUUGCUUUUGCUGCCUGGGGAUACACGGAUGAUGGGUCUAAUUAUGUAAUUGAUACCGGGGCCAGUCUCGUCUUCAAAGUUUCCAAGACAAAUGGAGACAUCAACUCUAUGGUUUAUAAUGGCGUCGAAUACGAGGGAUACCAGGGCAAGCACUCUCACGUCGAGUCUGGCCUCGGAACAUCUACAGUCACCAUUAAUUCCUAUAGCAGCCCAGCAUACAUUAUCAAGGUCACAGUUACAUAUGGGACUCUUCAGCACAUUAUCGUGGCACGCUAUGGCAACAAUAACAUCUAUCUACUCACAAACAAGGGCGACUCUUCAGUAGCUGCAUCUCGUUUCAUUGUCCGUUUGAAGCCAAAUGUUCUUCCACACGACUCGAGCAUGUCAGAUUUCUAUGACGACGCUAGCACAACCAUUGAAGCGUCAGAUAUCACUCAGAAUUCUCUGGGUUAUACUAAGAGCAAACACUAUCAGGGUAGCAACUAUGGGAGAGUCAUCGAUUUCGAUUAUGUUGGAAAGACCACCGGCAGUGUGGGCAUCUGGCUUAUUCGCUCAAAUCACGAGAAAGCAUCUGGAGGUCCCUUCUUCCGCUCUCUUGUCCGAGGCUGCACGACUAUUGCCGAAGAUUUAUACGAAAUUCUUUUCUACUCCAUGGGACACACGGAUGCCGAACGUUGGGGCUUGCAAGGCCCUUACGUUCUAUCCUUCACCGAUGGCGGCACUCCAAACACUGCGCUCUUUGCCAGAAACGCGGAUUGGUCAUGGUUUGAUACACUUGGCAUCACUGGGUGGGUUGCCGACUCAGCACGUGGAGCCGUUGCCGGUGUGGGAAUAGCCAAUAUGAAGAGCGGAUAUACAUAUGUUGUUGCGUUGGCAAAUACCAACUAUCAGUACUGGGGAACUGCAGCCUCUAGUGGCGGUGCUUGGAGCAUCAAGAGAGUUGUUCCAGGAACAUACACAUUGACGGUAUACAAGGGUGAAUACGCAGUGUAUACUGCUAGUGUUACUAUCAGUGCUGGCUCAACCCUGGCUUUGAACACUAUCACUCCCAACCUGGACCCUUCGGAUGUUACCGCUAUAUGGAGAAUUGGUGAUUGGGAUGGCACUCCUGGUGGAUUCUUGAACUUCGAUACCACCCCGUGGAAGCCAACUUAUAUGCAUCCUAGUGACCCCCGACUUGCUGCUUGGGACUCAUCUAACUUCAUCAUUGGAACAAGCACCACUGCCACCUUCCCUGGAUACAUGUGGAAGGAUAUCAACAACGAUUAUCUUGUUUACUUCAAGUUGACGGCUGCUCAAAUUGCAGCCGCCAAAACCAUCCGAAUUGGUAUCACUGAAGGUUACGCGGGAGGACGCCCUACUAUCGCUGUGAAUAGUUGGACAAGCUCACUUCCCAGUGCGAGUACGCAAGGCAGCACGAGGAGUUUGACAGUGGGAACCUACAGGGGAAAUAACGCGAUGUUUACCUACACUGUUCCAGCAAGUGCGUUCCUCACUGAUACGACACAGUGGAAUAUCCUUAAGAUCACUGUCAUCAGUGGAAGUGGAGCGACCGACUAUUUGAGUGCGGGUAUCUCAAUUGAUUGCGUGGACUUCUAUUAA
Messenger RNA from Morchella importuna, 1644 nucleotides. RefSeq lists its product as uncharacterized. The transcript has 6 exons. The record is from RefSeq and is a predicted model, not a curated record. NCBI's taxonomy places the organism in Eukaryota, Fungi, Ascomycota, Pezizomycetes, Pezizales, Morchellaceae. Gene Ontology annotation, biological process: pectin catabolic process. Bases 1 to 1644 code for a protein of 547 amino acids. Gene Ontology annotation, molecular function: carbon-oxygen lyase activity, acting on polysaccharides; carbohydrate binding.